Cephus cinctus (wheat stem sawfly) is the source of this 2702-nucleotide messenger RNA. RefSeq names its product gustatory and odorant receptor 22-like. The transcript has 6 exons. NCBI's taxonomy places the organism in Eukaryota, Metazoa, Arthropoda, Insecta, Hymenoptera, Cephidae. Gene Ontology annotation, cellular component: axon; dendrite; neuronal cell body. Gene Ontology annotation, biological process: sensory perception of taste. The coding region runs from base 743 to 2206 and encodes 487 amino acids. The record is from RefSeq and is a predicted model, not a curated record.
AGCUAAUUUCAUAGAAGAAAACAUCGAAUGCGUUGUCUAUCAGUUACGAGAAAUAAGUCAGUUUAUUCGUUCUACCUUUUACAAACAUCCAGUACUGGUAGAUGGUUCCAGUUUUAUUUCUUUUAGUACCUGCGGUCGCUAGAGUUUCUAGCCAGGACUCGUAAGCGGCUAAUUGUCAGUAAUUUGAAGACCAACACCGUAAAUCGAACCUUCGAUUUUCGCGUAACUACUUUAAUUUUAAUCUGACCUUCAUAGGUCUUAACCGUCGACUUGGAGCCAAUAAAAGCCAGCGAAAAAUUUUUACUUUGUCAAUUAAAAUUUUUUUUCAGCUACAAGAGAUACACAUCAAAGAUCUUCAUUAAACAGUUGCAAUUUCUUAUUAGAGGCUCUCCUGUAAAUUCCUGAAGCACAUUCCCAUCAAUCCUUCAAGCAAUCAUAAAUUUUCUCACAAGCGUAGAAUCGAUUUGAUCCAAUUCCUUAAAGUCGUUGCCAAUGAAGUUUCGAUAGCAACAGCCACUUCGCACCCUGUACUUAAGGAAAGGGUAACCAACGAUUAAAAAAUAUCUAUUAUUACCCCCCUAUCUGAAGGGUGGCGCGGGUACAAGGCUAACCAAGUUCUUAUAAAGAGUUGUUUUUCCUCCCAACCUCUUUAUUCUACCAGAACCUCAGUGUUAAGUUUUUCACAUGUUCACAUAAGAUAGUAGCUGAAGUUCAUUGUCCCGUUGCACGGGAAUCAGUAAGGAUGCACCGUAACAAUGGAGAUGAAGAUGAUCGCUAUCGUGAUCAAGUACAGGGCAAUAUAUUCAAAGUACAACAAGACAAAGCUAAUACAAACGGUGGGGCAAAUAAGCCUGCUGUCUUCUUGGGCACGCACGGUCGUUUUGAAGAAGAAGCAGUGAGAGUAGCGCCCAAGUACGAAAGGAAAAAUCAGUUCAGCUACAACGAGGAUCGACCACCUGAAAUCGACGCGAAGCUUCUGGACGAGCACGAUCACUUUUACGACGACACGAAGGCGCUGCUUGUACUUUUCCAAAUAAUGGGCGUGAUGCCCAUACAACGCGGACAGGGUAAGUCCAGUCUUUGCCAGAGAGAAAUGAUUAAUUUAACAUGUACUUCUAAAAAUGAUUUAGGUGUGACGACUUUUGAGUGGACUUCACCAGCAACGCUUUACGCAUUUUGCCUGUGGAUCGCUGAAACAGUCAUUGUCAUUUUGGUUGGCCGUGAACGUAUCGAGAAUACUCUCGAACCUGGAAAGCCCUUCGAUGAAUACAUAUACAAUAUAAUUUUUCUGUGCAUUCUGGCACCACACUUUUUAUUACCAGUAGCGUCCUGGACCUACGCCGACGAAGUGGCAAAGUACAAAAAUAUGUGGACGCACUAUCAGUUGAGAUACUACAAAGUCACAGGAUCAACUCUGGAAUAUCCCAAUCUCAAAAGAAUGUGCGUCUCUCUCUGUUUGGCUUCCUGGAUAAUAUCCAUUGUCGUAGUAGUUUCUCAAUUUUAUCUCCAGCCUGGUUUUACAAUGUGGCACACGUCCGCUUACUAUCAUAUAAUAGCCAUGCUUGACUGUCUCUGCGCCUUGUGGUGGAUAAACUGUACAGCCAUAGGCAGCGCCUCAAAGGGGUUAGCUCUCAAUCUUCACAAGGCUCUAGAGAAUACAGGCUCGGCAGCAUUACUUGUCGAAUAUAGAAGCCUUUGGCUUGAUCUGAGUCAUAUGAUGCAACAGCUUGGGAAAGCUUAUGCGAAUAUGUACGGUAUAUACUGUCUCAUAAUGUUCGUGACGACGAUUAUCGCCGGUUACGGUGCAUUUUCUGAAAUCCUAGAUCAUGGCUUCAGUUUGAAGGAAUUAGGCUUGUUCGUGAUAGCCGCUUAUUGUAUGACGCUUCUUUAUAUAAUAUGUAACGAGGCUGAUCACGCGACGCGAAAAGUCGGCUUAGAAUUUCAAGAAAGAUUACUCAAUGUCAAUCUAGCAGCCGUUGACGUUCAGACACAGAAAGAAGUAGAAAUGUUUCUCGUAUCCAUAUACAACAAUCCUCCAAUUUACCAUCUCAAUGGAUACGCAGUCAUUAACAGAGAGCUACUGUCAAGCAGCAUAGCGACAAUGGCUACUUAUUGGGUCGUACUGAUGCAAUUUAAAUUGUCCCUGAUUCGUCGAACCGUACAAACCAGUUUUGUCGACACGUCGAGUGCGAAGAAUUUGACUUAGCUUACUGCAACUUAACAAUCAAUUGUCUACUGUUUCCUAUCGACCCGGUCGCAUUAGACUCGAUUCCGUUUAAUUGGCUACGUUGCUUUUGAAAUUACUACACUGUAAGGUGACUUGGAUUUGUCGAAAAAGGAAUAACGUGCCAGCAUGGUGCAGUGGUGGCUGUGAUAUCGCAAUAAUUGAACUAUAUUAAUUCGGUUUUACAGUACUUUAUUGGUUCUUACUUGGCUAAACGGAUAUUGCGGUGAUGUAUUCGACGAAUUCGACUUGGCGUUUCGCUUAUCCGCAUGCGCAGAAACCUUUGAAAGGACUUCUGGCAUUGUGGAUGGAAACUAUUAGGCAACUAGAGCCUCGGCAAGAAUGAUGCUUAUCAUUGGUAAACGUAAUCAGUUUCUAUAACAUGGCUUACAUAAUUUAAAAAACCGACGUAACGAUUACGAAUAAACGUAUAAACAAUUGUAUAUGACAUAAAUAUAUGCAUAUGUAUAUCCUCGUA